AUGGCGUGGAAAUCACUUCUUGCGUGUUCACUUCUUCUUCUACUAACAAUCAAAAGUACACUUGCUUAUUAUGUCUUAGUCGAUGCACAUUCGGAAGAAUGUUAUUUUGAAAAAUUAACAUCUGGUACAAAACUAUUGUUAACAUUUGAAGUUAUUGAAGGUGGUUUUCUCGACAUUGAUGUUCGCAUCACUGGCCCUGAUCAAAAAGAAGUCUACCGUGGCGAUCGUGAAUCCAGUGGCAAAACAACAUUCUCUGCACAUAUGGAUGGAACGUAUACGUUGUGCUUCAGUAAUCGAAUGUCAACCAUGACACCUAAGAUGGUUAUGUUUGAAAUCGAUAUCGGCGAUGCUCCGAAGCUCGAUAUGAACGCUGGUGGAACGGCAGACAAUGUUACACUUCACCACAAUAAACUCGAAGAACUUGUUGCAGAACUAUCAGCUUCAUUAAACAAUAUCAAACAUGAGCAAGAAUUUAUGGAAGUACGGGAACGUAUUCAUCGUGCUAUUAAUGAUAAUACUAAUUCUCGUGUUGUUAUGUGGUCAUGUUUUGAAGCGUUCAUUUUAUUGGCUAUGGCAUUCGGCCAAGUUUAUUAUCUCAAACGAUUCUUCGAAGUUCGCCGAGUUGUAUAG
Adineta ricciae is the source of this 630-nucleotide messenger RNA. NCBI's taxonomy places the organism in Eukaryota, Metazoa, Rotifera, Eurotatoria, Adinetida, Adinetidae. The record is from the annotation of a GenBank genome assembly.